Messenger RNA from Theileria orientalis strain Shintoku, 2577 nucleotides. RefSeq lists its product as uncharacterized. NCBI's taxonomy places the organism in Eukaryota, Apicomplexa, Aconoidasida, Piroplasmida, Theileriidae. The record is from RefSeq and is a predicted model, not a curated record. Gene Ontology annotation, biological process: phosphate ion transport; cellular response to phosphate starvation. The transcript is spliced from 8 exons. The coding region runs from base 1 to 2577 and encodes 858 amino acids. Gene Ontology annotation, molecular function: inositol hexakisphosphate binding. Gene Ontology annotation, cellular component: Golgi apparatus; plasma membrane; cytoplasm.
AUGAAGUUUGGAUCGAAGCUAGAAUCAUUCCUCAUAAAGCAAUGGGCUGAUAAAUACAUCAGAUACAAGUACCUGAACAGGUUGUUAAAAGGAGCAUAUCAUUUUAAGCACCUGGCAAACGCGGACGUGAACGAUGAGGACCUGAAGUUGCAAGCGGAGCUUUUCUCACUGGACCAGGACACACAAAAUGAAACGGAAUCGGAACUAUCCCUGCAGCAGAGAGAUGAAGGCACGUUCCCAGAAGAAGCACCGAGUGAGGCAAAAAUUAGCGAAGCCAGUUUGGUGCCAGGGCUGGUGUCGAUACCAAUACCGGAGGAAAAGGAGAUGGAGUUUGAAAGCCCAAGCGAAGCGUUGAGGCCGAACAGAGAGGAAUCAUUUAAAUCGCAAAUACCAAGCAUAGAUACGGACGACGCGCCUGACGUGAUAAAGCUGGUGGUGGAUGUGUACGAGGAGAAGGGACACCUGGACUUUGAGGAAAUACCGCAGCUGAAGAAGUCGCCAACAGCACUCUCGAAGUCGAACAGUAGCCUGGAUAUGAAGAUGCGCGAGUCGCUGAGGAAGCUGGAAAGCUUCGUGGAAGACUCGGAGUACUCGUACGAAGAGCAGCGAGAGUCGAUUAACGGAGAAGUCAGCGACGCGGGAGACCCGAGAGACUCGGAGCAAAGCCUGGUGCCGCUGGAAAGCAUCGAGAAGACAAACACGAGCGUGUCGCUCUUCCAGCUGGCGAACGUGAGGGCGAGGAAGAAGAAGGACGCAGCAAGGAAGGCCUUCUUCAAGAACAUGUCGAUCUUCAAGGACUUCACGCCGCUAAAGUCGGAGCUCGAAGUGUCGACUUCAGCGAAGAGGCCGUUCAAGACGAAGUCGGAGGUGACGGCAGACUCACUGGCACUCUUUGACAUGGCGCUGAGAGAAGACAUAAGGACAGUGGUGCUGCACUACGCCUCGGAAAUGGAGUACAUCUCAGUGCUUAUCAACUUCCUGAGGAAGGACAUAGUUAACAGAGGAGGGCACCUGGAGGAGCCGUACAAGAGGCUGGCGCAGAAGGCAAUCACGGCACUGUGGGACUCGUGCGACAAGCUCAAGUCGUACCUGAACACGAACAUCCUGGCAGUGUACAAGCUGCUGAAGAAGAAGGACAAGCUGCUGGAGACGAGGGACCUGGAGGACCUGUACCCGAAGUACAAGGAAAUCUUCCUCUCGGUGGACACGUUCAAGGAGACGAACGCGUCGAUACUCUCGCUCUACAACCUGGUCUCGGAGCCGAAACAGGUGGACUUCGACAAGAUCAAGAAGGACGUGGAGUCCUCGCUAGACUCGAAGUUCAUCCCGGCCUACUACCUCUCCUACAUCAUGGGCCUCUGCACAGUGCUCUUCGUGGUCGACUUGCUGCUGUGCUGGGCGCACUUCAGAGCGAACUCAAAGUACCCGACAGUGCUCUCACAGCUGCCGAUAUUCAGAGUCUUCUUCGUCUUCGGGAUCAUCUGGUACGGAAUAGGCUGGUGCCAGGGGUACCUGGAGCAGCACGGAGUAAACUACCAGUUCCUCUUCAAGCUGAGUAACAACUACAACGUGUCGAGCAGAGACUUCUACUUCUUCGGAGCGCUGCAGACCUUCAUCUGCCUGUUCAUGUUCUUCCUGUUCCUGCUGGACUGUAAAAUAGGACUCUUCGGGACGCACAACCUGUACUUCAUCUACCCAAUAGUACUCAUCGUGCUCUCGUUCGGAGUGGUGCUCCUGCCGAAGAAAAACUUUAAGCUGAAGCUGAGGAGGAAGAUGGUGUACGCAAUCUUUAGGUCGCUGAUGUCGCCAAUAUGCAUAGGACCGCCAGUGUCGCUGGAGGACAGUAUACUGGGCGAUGUGUACACGUCGCUCACGAAGCCGUUCGUGGACCUGCUGUACGUGGUGUCGUACCUGACCUACGGAGCGUGGAAAAAGUGCACACACAUGCACCCAGCUCUGAAGACGUGGGCGGUUCCAGUGGUUCUGAUACUCCCGUUCUUUCUGCGGUUCUCACAGUGUCUAAGGAGGUACAUCAAGGAGCACCUGUGGCUGCACAUGGGAAACAUGAUCAAGUACGUAUCGGCGAUGAUAUGCGUGAUAAUAUCGUCAAUAAAGUGGAGCUCUCUGACGCAGGUACAAAGCUCGGCGCUUAUCGUGACGUGCUACCUGGUGGCAACGCUGUACAACUUCCUGUGGGACUACUUCAUAGAUUGGGGCCUCUCGCUGCCGCCGAACAUAUUUAAGAGGAGGAACAACAGGAAGAUGUACGGAAAGAAAUCGUACUACCUGGCGUGCCUGGUGAACCUAUUAUGUAGGUUCACGUGGGCGCUCACAGUCACGCCGUUCACGCUGAUGGAGGACAGAGACAUAUCGGUGAACAUACUGAUCCUGAUCAUCUCAAUCAUUGAAAUAUUCAGACGUAUAGUGUGGGUGACGUUCCGAAUGGAAACGGAGCACUUGCUCAACUCGUACAAGUAUCGCACGGCCCUGUGGGUACCGAAGCUGUAUAAGUGUAAGUCAGUGAUAGUGAACGAACUCUCAAUACUAAACAAAAGAUCACUGAACGGAAACAUGUAA